Molecule: messenger RNA, 596 nt
Organism: Aspergillus eucalypticola CBS 122712
Lineage: Eukaryota; Fungi; Ascomycota; Eurotiomycetes; Eurotiales; Aspergillaceae
Exons: 4
Coding region: 138-596 (152 amino acids)
Source: RefSeq, a predicted model, not a curated record
GCCAUUCAGCCGCCCAGCUCAACUGUACUGUACAGUAGGGCAAAAAAUGAUGGUCGAUCCAAAAAGGUGAAUGAACAAUGAAAAAAAGGGCUGAGAGUGGCUGCAAACGGCAACUGAUCUAUGAAUUGAAUGAAUGAAUGAACGAACGAGUGACCGUCGAGUUUCGGCUCAUCCCAUCUCCCGACCAGGGUCAGGGCGGAGAACGGGACAGGACCUAUGACGAUAAGGGCCCAUGGGACGCGAAUGGAACCCGACGAGUCACAACGCGACACCACGCAGGGAAAAGGCCUCACGACCUUUCUGGUCUCUCUCUAUCUGCAUGUGCAUUCGCUCAGGUCCUUGCAGAUUUCGUGCAGCGAUUCGGCCAUAUUUAUGAAUCCUCAAGGAAGGAAAUAAAAAGAAAAGAAUGCAGACUUUAUUGCCUAGGGUUGUUCAACUACCAGAGGAUAUUUGGUUGGGUUGGGUCCGUCGACGGUGGAUGUAUCCACUGCAUGGCCCUGGGAUUAACACCUUCUCUGUAUUGGCAAGGUCGUACACCCGAUAGAACAAUCCAAUUCCAACCUGAAUGCUGGAUACCAAGACAAUACCAAUACUAG